Molecule: messenger RNA, 2024 nt
Organism: Cynara cardunculus var. scolymus (artichoke)
Lineage: Eukaryota; Viridiplantae; Streptophyta; Magnoliopsida; Asterales; Asteraceae
Product: cytochrome P450 CYP82D47-like
Exons: 3
Coding region: 112-1701 (529 amino acids)
Biological process (GO): defense response to other organism
Molecular function (GO): oxidoreductase activity, acting on paired donors, with incorporation or reduction of molecular oxygen; iron ion binding; heme binding
Source: RefSeq, a predicted model, not a curated record
AUCAAAACAGAAAAACUCUUCUGUUUAGGUUAUCUAACAUAGGUAGCCGUGGUUGAAAUAAUCUACAAGCUCUUAUCUAUACCCACAUGGUUCUCUUUGAAUAGAGAAGUCAUGGAGUUCAAUCCCUCGUUUCCUACAACUGUAGCAGUCACAUUUUUGGUCAUUGCAGUAGCUUUCCUGUUCUAUGUUGCAAAUCGUAAAAGGGCAAAGAAAGGGAAGAAAAGGGAACCACCUCAAGCAAACGGUGCAUGGCCAAUAAUCGGACACUUGCACCUUCUAGGUGGAUCUAACCCACCUCACAAGGUUUUAGGUGAUAUGGCAGAUAAACAUGGCCCUAUCUUCACCAUUAAGCUUGGUAUCCAUCAAGCUUUGGUGGUGAGUAACUCGGAGAUAGCCAAGGAUUGUUUUACUACAAACGACAAGGUUCUUGCAAGUCGACCUAAAGCAGAGGCCGUAAAAAUCCUGACCAAUAAUUAUGCCCUUUUCGGUUUUACGCCGUAUGGGGAUUAUUGGCGACAAGUGCGCAAGAUGGUCAUGCUUGAGGUUCUUUCUCAACGACGAGUUGAGAUGCUUGGAGGUAUUCGAGUUUCAGAAGUUAGAGCUUCCAUCAAAGAUCUAUAUGAUGCUUGGGAAGAGAAGAAAGAGAGUGAACAUUCUGACAUGGUGAAGGUGGAGAUGAACCAUUGGUUUGGCAACUUGAUGUUAAACAUUAUGGUUAGGAUUAUUUCAGGAAAGAAGCUUUUGCAUAACGAUGAAGAAAGGGUUCGAUUUCAGGCGGUCGUAAAGAAAUUCGUUCACUUAUUAGGUGUAUUUGUGGUCUCAGACUAUAUCCCGUAUCUCAAGUGUUUGGAUGUGGGUGGACACUUCAAUGUUAUGAAAAAGAUAACUCGAGAUUUGGAUGACAUCUUUGAGGGAUGGUUAAAGGAACCCAAAACAGACAGCGAAUCUACACAACAACGUGAAAGCAGCCAAGCCUUCAUAAAUGUGCUCGUUUCCACUCUUCAAAGUGCUUCUGAAGAGGAUUUCCCUGGUUUUGACCAUGAUACAAUUAUCAAAGCCACAUGUCAACAACUCCUAAUAGCCGGCUUGGACACGACUUCUGUGACUUUGACAUGGGCUUUAUCGUUGCUGCUCAACAACCCGAAAUCAUUAGAAAUAGUCCAAGAUGAAAUUGACGAGCAUGUUGGAAGGGACAGACCGGUGGAGGAGUCAGACAUUAAGAACUUGGUUUACCUCGAUGCCGUCAUCAAAGAAACAUUGCGUUUAUAUCCACCUGCUCCUCUCUCGGUUCCCCAUGAGUCAAUGGAGGACUGCAUUGUGGGUGGCUACAACAUCCCAAAAGGUACUCGUCUGUUGGUCAAUCUUUCGAAAAUGCAACGUGAUCCAAACAUCUGGUCAGAUCCCUUGGAAUUUCGACCCGAAAGGUUCUUGACAACUCACAAGGAUAUUGACUUGAAGGGAAACCAUUUUGAAUUGCUUCCAUUCGGUAGUGGUAGAAGAAUGUGCCCUGGCAUUUCGUUUGGUCUCCUGUCUUUGGGUUUAACACUUGCUAGUUUGAUACAACAGUUUGUGCUCCAAAAACCAUCGAACGAACCCAUGGAUAUAAGUGAAAGUUCGGGACUGAUUAACAGCAAAGAAACACCACUUGUUGUCUUUCUAUCUCCUCGUUUAUCUUCUAAUAUGUAUCGUGUGGGUUCAUGAUAUACCAACUUCUGAUCACCUACAAACCCAACUCCACCCAUCAAUCCCCACAAGCCACCCUGCGAUUAAAGUGAGCCGAUUUGUGUUAGAAUUUAAUGACAAAAUCAGAUAAAUUAGUUGUUGGGUCAGUAUGGAUCAGUAAGUUGGGCCGUAGGCCAUCAAAUUGGGUCAAUAGGCUGUCCAUUAUGAUAGCAGUUACAAGUUGGUUUUAUGUGUCGGUUCCAAGAGUUGUGUCUAUUCUUGGCACCGUUUCAUUUUGUAUAUAUGAUUGUCUUGUAUCGUCUGGUAGUUACGAACAAUUUGACAGAAUAUUUUCAGUUUGC